Molecule: messenger RNA, 5391 nt
Organism: Haliotis rufescens (red abalone)
Lineage: Eukaryota; Metazoa; Mollusca; Gastropoda; Lepetellida; Haliotidae
Product: transient receptor potential cation channel subfamily M member 2-like
Exons: 29
Coding region: 167-5206 (1679 amino acids)
Biological process (GO): calcium ion transmembrane transport
Cellular component (GO): membrane
Molecular function (GO): ligand-gated calcium channel activity
Source: RefSeq, a predicted model, not a curated record
AAGCGACUGUUCUAAGAAUCAUCAUGGCUACUUGUCAACAGAUGUAAACAUGCCAAUGAAGCACCGGGAACAUAGCAUCAUUUGGCGGGAUACGUGAUAAAAUACCUCCAAAUAUGGUGUGCACAGACUUACAACAAAACUGCAUCCUUAAUGAGGUCAACAAAAUAUGUCACAAGAUGGGGGAUCAUUCCUUCUGCGACAGCGUGUGUUGAGUGUAGGAUCUGAGAGAGAGUUGGAUGACUUAGCCGCAGCUCGCAGUGGGACAUCAGCUGACCUGCAGGCCCUGCACCAGGUCAAGGAAACUAUGGAAGACGACCAUGACAAUAACUCCUACUUAGACAUGUAUCGUCCUGGCACAGCGAAACCACCUCACCAUCAUCGGACAGAUGAUGGUGAAGAAGAUUCUACUCACAGACCAUCACAGGCUGACCGUGAUGUCAAACACAGGGCUGCUGCAAAAGUUGGUGCUCAAAGAGCUCCUGAGCAUAAAAACACUCAAAACAUGAAUCAGUGGAGUGUUGAUGCUUCUGACAAUUCGGAGAGUGGACCCACAAUUGGAAGUCCUGUUAAACUUAAAGAAAGUCUCCCUGAAGUUGAGAUAGUAAAAGCUGGAGCAUCAAAGGGAGGCUACUCUGAAGAAGCAGGUGUAAGUGAGGGUGUUUCUCGUGGCCCCCGGUACUCUAGUCACAGAAGCUACAAUGAGAUGCUGGAUAACAUGUCUGUUCAGGAUCCAUUUAAUACAGACUAUCAAUCUUCAGGAAAAUCAAAAUCUAAAAUUCCUAAGAAGAAGAAAAGCAUUUCACAGGACCAAAGUUCUGAUUCAAUUCCAAUGGGCAGGGUUUCAAAGCAGUUUACUAAGGAACCAAAGAAGCUGAGGAAAAAGCACCGUCAUCGUCACCACCACCAAGGCAGCGAGUCCCUCAACAGCACUGCUACGUACGUGAUCGAACCAGGCGUUGUUAACGAUGGAUACGAGGAUUCAGGGAGCAGUACAAGAAAAGGGAGCAAAGGUGUUGUCGAUGACCAUGUAAGUAACGCAACAUACACAUUAUCCGAAGGAGAACCUGAGAGCCAGGGCUUGAAGGAAAGUUUCAACAAGCUCAUGCGGAAACUUAACACAGUGAAAGUACCAUCUGGGCCGGCCGAGACUGGAAGCCACUUGAACCAGAGAGCAGUUUCUUCAUUCAUUUCAAGGAAAAUAAAGCAACGAGAGUGUAAGAAGUUUGCAAAAGACAAAAACUCAAAGAUGAACUCGUGUCUGUGCGGGCGUCCCAUACAAUGGCAUGAAGACCGAGGCAUCCACAUAGACCUGAAGAAACAUGAGAUCUGGAACAUGAAGACACACACUGAUACAAUGCCGUGUGAUUCCUUCGGAGAAAUUCUUUUUCGAGGAUUCGGUCAUGAUGUCUCUAACUCUCCGUAUGUGCGUGUGGACCCCAUCUGUGACCUGAACAAUAUCUGGACCAUCUUGACAGACCUGUGGGACCUGCCCAUUCCUAAACUCAUUAUCUCCGUGACCGGUGGCGCCAAGAGAUUUGACCUGAAGCCGCGACUGCGUAGACUGUUGAAGGAGGGGCUGUGUCACGCAGCAGCAAGUACAGGUGCAUGGAUGAUCACAGGGGGGACGUCGGCGGGGGUCAUGGAGUUUGUGGGGGAGGCAGUGCAGGACUACACCGCCGCUAUCGGCAACCCGGAGCACAACAAGGUCGUUGCACUCGGCAUAGCAACAUGGGGCGUUGUGGCAAAUAACUUUGCACUGGAUGGUGAAGGAGACGAAGGUCUGUUCCCCGCCACCUAUGCUGUGGAGGACGUUGAGGCCACGGGGUCAGGGUCGACGUCCCUGGAUCACAACCACACCCACUUCAUCCUCGUCGAUGAUGGCACAUCAGGGAAGUAUGGGGCAGAGAUCAAGUUCCGCACCAAGCUGGAGAGCUUCAUCUCAAGGAAGGUGGAGACUGGAGUGUCGGAGAGUCAGAGUGUGAAUGUCCCGAAUGUGCUGAUCGUGGUGGAGGGAGGCCUGAACACGAUGCGGACUGUCAGCGAAUCCAUCCAGCGUAACACCCCAGUGGUCGUCAUCGAGGGGUCGGGCAGGGCAGCCGAGUACAUUGCCCUCGGCUACAAACUCACAAAAAGCAAGGAUGAGGAGAAGAGCUCCUUUCCUCGAGACUUCAAUGCUAUUAUGACGGAGAAAGCUCGUAAGAUGUUUGUGUGGAAGUCAACUGACUCCGAAGUGGACAAGAAGAUUCAGGAGUGUCUGCUCAACCUCAGGGACUGCCUGGAGAAUCGCAGACUGAUAAACGUGUAUAACCUGGAGAAUGCUGCCUCCAUUCGAGACAUAGACAGAGCUAUUCUGUAUGCUCUGUUGAAGGCCAACAGGUCCAAUGCCAACUCCCAGCUGGCCCUGGCCCUUGCCUGGAACCGGUGUGACAUCGCACGCCAGGAGAUCUUCACCCCCUCCAACCGUAAAUACUGGCAGAAAAUUAACUUGUACGAUGCAAUGGUGACAGCCUUGGUUCAAGAUAGAACUGACUUCGUUCAGCUGUUCAUUGACAACGGUUUGGACAUUAAACGCUUCCUGACAGUCAAGACUUUGUGGAAUCUCUAUGCCAAUAUGAUCAAUGAUAUGGGGGACACGCAGGCAGAGCUCAUCAGGAACCUGCUAGCCUACCAGCGGCAAACAUGGGCAGCAUAUUUGUGUUGUCAAGGAGCAGCUAGAUGGCAAUACUGCCCCGAUCUCCUCCAGUUCAUCGGCAAGAUCAUCAUGUAUCUCCUCCAGGACCAAGCCAUGCUACUGUAUAAUGAUAAGAAGUACCUGGUAGAUGUGACAAGGCCUUCUAUGUCGUGGUUGGGUGAUCCUGGUACCAUCAAACCACUAAUGAAGAGGAUCACUCAGGAUGGCCUUCAGAUGCAAAGAGAAGCUGAGGGCCACAUCAGCCACAGAAGCAAACUCAAGGUCAGGGAAACAUUUGAGUUCACCAACCCUGAGAAGCACCUGUUCCUGUGGGCUAUCCUCUUCAACAGGCGGCAGAUGGCACACCUCUUCUGGAAGCUGGGCAAAGAUCAUCUCACAUCAGGUCUGGUGGCUUCUUCUCUCCUCAAGACGAUGUCAGAUGUCGCAGAGGACGAUGAGGAGCUGGAGAUGAGUGCUGACCUCCUGGACCAUGCAGUCCAUUUUGAAAAGCAGUCUUUUGAUGUGCUAUCUGAAUGUUAUGGUCGAGACAAACGCCAUACCCAUACACUGUUGGUGUGCGAGCAGUUGCAGUGGGGUAAGACUACUUUGUUCAAGCUGGCUGACGCCCACACCCUGAUGGACUUUGCCGAACACAGCGCGUGUCAGACCAAGCUGAACGACAUCUGGAAGGGGAGGAUGGCACUGUACACCCCAGAGUGGAAGAUCAUUAUAACAAUCCUACUUCCAAUCCUGCUACCAUUCAUCAAGUUUACCAGCAACAACUCCAUCGUAGACAUGUUGGAGGGGAAUGACAGUGAUGAUGAGGAGCUAAUGGAUGACAGUCAGUCUCCAGGUCACACGCCAGGACAUACAGCCGAGAGCCCCAGCAAGGCUAACCAGGUGGAGCCAGGCACUGACGAUGCGGAGUACACACCAGCGAAGUCACGGAGGAAGAGGAAACAGAAGAAGAGGAAGCUUUACACGGUCAACCUCAUGGACUUCAGCCGCUCCAGCAUCAACAUCUUCACAGCCAUCUUCUACUUCUAUGCUGCACCAGUCACCAAGUUCUACUGUAAUGUGGGGUCUUACAUCGGCUUUCUGUGCAUCUUCAGCUAUUUUGUACUAAUUGACCUCCGACCUAGUACCGAGGCUGACUCUCCCUCGGUGUAUGAGAUGGUGACCUGGGUGUGGCUCGUCACCAUGUUGCUGGAGGAGUGCAGACAGAUCUUCAUCCGUGACCAGCGGUCAGUUCGGUACAAGAUUCAGAACUGGUUUAGUAACAUCUGGAACCGGUUUGACCUCCUGAUCUACACUCUGUUCAUUAUCUCCAUCGUCCUGCGCUACAACCUGUUCACCUCCAGCUUCGUGUGGGCGCGCAUGUCCUACAGCAUCACCCUUGCCUUCUACUAUCUCAGGUUCAUGCAGUUCUUCUUCGCAGCUAAAAACAUGGGGCCCAAAGUCAUCAUGAUCAGGAAAAUGUUGACAGACCUCCUGUUCUUCUUCUUCAUCCUGCUGGUGUUUGUCCUGAGUUUCGGGGUCGCCUACCACACGAACCUGUACCCCAAUCACAUCCCCAGCUACAAGAUCCUUAUCAACGUGCUGUACCUGCCCUACUGGCAGAUGUACGGCGAACUCUUCCUGGAACGGGUGCAAGGUGAGGAUGACCCAUCCAGCUGUACCCGGAAUGAGACCUUGUGGCGAGCUGACCUGGCACCGCGGUGUCCGGAGCCCAAUGCUCUGGUGUCCAUCCUGCUGGCCGUGUACAUGAUCCUCACCAACAUCCUGCUGGUCAACCUUCUCAUCGCCAUGUUCAGCUACACGUUCCAGACAGUGCAGGACAACUCCAUGAAGAUCUGGCGCUACUACCGCCUGUCUCUGGUGUUCGAGUACUUUGACCGGCCCACCCUCGUGCCCCCCAUCAUCAUCAUCAACCACAUCUACCGCCUCUUCAUGUGGGGAGUCAACCACUGCUGUCGCAGCUGCAAGAGAUCAAAUGCUUUCAGUGAGAGCGGCCCCACAACGUUAGGGGGAAAGAUAGAGGAGCGACUGAAUGAGAAAGAAUAUGCCAGACUCCAAAUAUUUGAGAAAGUUGCAAUGGAAAAUUAUUUGUCCAGAUCCAUGAUACGACGCCGAGAACAGCUGGACAACCGAGUGGCCUCUACAGCUGAGAGAAUAGAGAAUGUGAUGCAUGAGCUGGAGAUGAUCAGAGAGACCGUGUCUCAGUCAGGUCAACAAUCACUCACGGAGGAACAGAUGCAGCAGCUUGCUACCCUGGACACCAUGACAGCACCCAGACCUGCGACUGGUGAGACGGCCUACGUGCGUCAGUGUGUGGACGACCUGUCUGAACAGGUGGGGCAGAACACCAUGAAGCUGAGCCAGAUGAUGCACAUGAUGGAGCUGCUUGUGGACGGUCAGACUCGGGGGGAAGGGGGACGGCGUUCACGGGAGGGGCACACCAGUCGCUCACAUGGAAGCCUACAUGGGCUGACCAUCUCCGAGGUCACCCACGGCGAUGAGGAGGAGGAUGCAUAAAAGAGAAGAGGAUGAUUGACAGGAUAAUACCUUAAAAUUCCAGUGAUGCUCUUCUUCAGCACUCUCUGUAAAUCAGCAUAUCACUACUCCAGUGCUCUCUGUAAGCCAGUAUCUGUUGGAUUUAUUUAGUGUCCCUAGGCAAUCUCAUUAAAAUCAGACCUCAGUUCUCGCUACAGCUAAACAAA